Fomitopsis serialis is the source of this 369-nucleotide messenger RNA. RefSeq lists its product as uncharacterized. The transcript is spliced from 2 exons. The record is from RefSeq and is a predicted model, not a curated record. The coding region runs from base 135 to 338 and encodes 67 amino acids. NCBI's taxonomy places the organism in Eukaryota, Fungi, Basidiomycota, Agaricomycetes, Polyporales, Fomitopsidaceae.
CACGUGUCCCAGACUAUGUAGGUUCCGCGUUUAUUGAUGACUGAGUCGAUCACUGAUAACUUCCGUUGUGCGGACGCCGCGUCGCUGUUCUUCGCCUGGUAUGUGACGUACGUGUGGUUCAAUUGGUUGUAGCGAUGUUUCCAGUAUACCUUCGACGUAAACGAACGCGCUUCCGAAUCGAAAACAUCCCGCUUGAGAUAUGGGAACGUAUCUGUUCCUUCGCCUGCACUGACGACGGGUACACCGGCCUGUCGCUCAGCAAAGUCUCGCGUUACUUCCGGAAUGCAAGCAGACUCUGUCGCCUGCAGAGCGUAGCGAUCAGGGAGGCUACCGACUGAGGAGGCUCGCGGAUCUCCUCGAGAUCGUGCC